UCGGUGCUGCCAUCAGCUUAGUUUGAGUUUGAUUACUUCAAACAAGACCAGCCUGAUAAGCCACCGAACGGCUAGGUGCUUCUUGUUCUCCGUGGAAGCAUUUCAGUGUCCUAUCUCCACUAGCCACAGAUUGUUGCAGUGCUUUUGGUUCAAAUACCCGAAAAAGUGCCUCGAAAAAGUGACGACAGUGUUAGAGUGCCAAAAUGCCAACCAACGGAAUGUUCGACGUUGCUCUACAGGUCAUCGACGACUCCAACGUGUCUAGUGGAUCGGACAGUGCUGGUGUGUCUGAAGACGAGGAUGUUCAACUGUUUUGCAGUACAGGGAAUACAAUAGUAUCGAAACCGUUGAAAAAAUCCGGAUCAGCAAAGGUCAAGGAUGAAGAACACAGCAAAACCGCCAAAACCAAUGCGAAACGAUAUGUGAGUCUUCCAAAUCGUGAUCAACACCAGAAAUUCUUGACCGACUUCCUAUCGGAAGUUCUGAAUGGCGCAGUAUUCAAUGCCACCGAACGGGCCAACAAAGUCCUAAAUUGGGUAGAUCCGGACCAGCUCAAGCGAACGCUGGACUUGGAACUGAAGGACGAACCCGACUCGGAUGAAAAAUUACUAGAACUGACCAGAGCCACCAUCAAACACUCGGUCAAAACUGGACAUCCUUAUUUCAUGAAUCAACUGUUUUCGUCCGUCGAUCCGUACGGUUUCGCUGGACAAAUCCUGACCGAUGCAUUGAACCCCAGCGUCUACACAUUCGAAGUGUCUCCAGUGUUUGUCCUCAUGGAGGAAGUUGUGCUCAAGGAAAUGAGAUCCAUCGUCGGCUAUCCAGAUGGUGCUGGCGAUGGUAUUUUUUGUCCUGGCGGAUCGAUGGCCAACGGUUAUUCCAUUAGUUGCGCCCGCUUCAAACACAUGCCAGAUGUCAAGACAAAAGGAUUGCAUUCACUUCCGCGCUUGGUAAUCUUCACAUCAGAAGACGCACAUUACUCGGUGAAAAAGUUGGCUUCGUUCAUGGGCAUCGGCUCGGACAACGUGUACCCCAUCCGUACGGACGAGAUCGGCAAGAUCAGGGUGGAUCAUUUGGAGUCGGAAAUUCUGCGUGCCAAAUCGGAGGGGGCCGUGCCCUUUAUGGUAUCAGCCACAGCAGGAACCACGGUGAUUGGAGCAUUUGAUCCCCUGGAACAGAUUGCCGACUUGUGCAAAAAGCACAAUCUUUGGAUGCACGUGGAUGCUGCUUGGGGUGGCGGUGCGCUCAUGUCAAAGAAGUACCGAACGCUGCUGAAGGGAAUUGAGCGAUCGGAUUCAGUGACCUGGAACCCGCACAAGUUGCUUGCCGCUCCGCAGCAAUGUUCGACCUUCCUGACUCGCCACGAGGGCAUCUUGUCCGAGUGCCACUCGACGAACGCGACCUAUCUGUUCCAGAAGGAUAAGUUCUACGACACCCAGUACGAUACCGGCGAUAAGCACAUCCAGUGCGGCCGCCGAGCCGACGUGCUCAAGUUUUGGUUCAUGUGGCGCGCCAAGGGCACCUCCGGAUUGGAACAACACAUCGACAAGGUAUUCGAGAUUGCCGAAUACUUCACCAACAGUAUUAAAGCCCGGGAUGGGUUCGAGAUGGUUGUGGAGAAUCCCGAGUGCACCAACGUGUGCUUCUGGUACGUGCCACCAGGUCUGCGGAAUGUUUCCCGGGAUAGUGCCGAGUUUGCCGAGCGACUGCACAAGGUUGCCCCCAAGGUCAAGGAACGGAUGAUGCGCGAGGGAUCGAUGAUGAUCACAUACCAACCGAUCCACGAUAAACCCAAUUUCUUCCGAUUGGUGCUGCAGAACUCGGCCCUGGACAAGUCGGACAUGAACUACAUUAUCGAUGAAAUCGAACGACUCGCCGUUGAUUUGUAAUUGGGAAAUCCACGGCUGACAAGAGCGGAAACUUUUUUCGUUUCCAUCUUGCUAAUAUGUGUAGGGAGUUUUGUUGAAUUUUUAUAAAACAUAACUUAUAAUCUUUGUGAAAUAAUGAAAAAAAAAACUUGUAUUUAUUGGAUGCAUUGUUUUGUUAGUAGGAAGCGUGCACGUGUGUUGGCAGAACUGUGCGUGAUAUCAGUCGAAUGUGGAAGAAAAAUGAAUCGCAAAGAUAUGUGAUUGUACUAAUGUAUAGGCAUCGGAAGCAAAACAGUAACUUUAACAUAAGCACAAUGGUUUAUCAGUAUAUAAGGAUGUACAAAAUGACAAAUAAAUGGCUUUACUGAUGUAUUGUA
Messenger RNA from Ochlerotatus camptorhynchus, 2245 nucleotides. RefSeq names its product glutamate decarboxylase-like protein black (gene black). The record is from RefSeq and is a predicted model, not a curated record. Gene Ontology annotation, cellular component: cytoplasm. Gene Ontology annotation, biological process: carboxylic acid metabolic process. Gene Ontology annotation, molecular function: pyridoxal phosphate binding; carboxy-lyase activity. The coding region runs from base 204 to 1889 and encodes 561 amino acids. Lineage: Eukaryota; Metazoa; Arthropoda; Insecta; Diptera; Culicidae. The transcript is spliced from 4 exons.